Neoarthrinium moseri is the source of this 849-nucleotide messenger RNA. RefSeq lists its product as uncharacterized. The record is from RefSeq and is a predicted model, not a curated record. Gene Ontology annotation, molecular function: oxidoreductase activity, acting on the CH-OH group of donors, NAD or NADP as acceptor. NCBI's taxonomy places the organism in Eukaryota, Fungi, Ascomycota, Sordariomycetes, Amphisphaeriales, Apiosporaceae. The coding region runs from base 1 to 849 and encodes 282 amino acids. The transcript is spliced from 2 exons.
AUGAGCCGCCUACUUGCUGGGAAGCUGGCUAUAGUGACAGGUGCAUCGCGAGGCAUUGGCACGGCGAUAGCCACGAAGCUAGGCUCAUACGGCGCCAACUUGGUCCUGGCAUACACAUCGCCAUCCUCCCAAUCCCUGGCCGAGUCGCUUUCCCAGAAGCUGCAAGCCGAACACAAGAUCAAGACCAUCACAGUCAGCGCUGACCUCGGCACGCCACAAGGCCCGAGUCAACUGAUCGCGGCGACCAAGGAUGCGUUUGCCGGUCCGGACGGGAAGCUGCAGAUUGACAUCCUCGUCAACAACGCCGGCGUCGCUGCCAACAACCCGCUGACGAAAGUAACAGUGGACGACUUCGACUUCUCCUACAAGGUCAACGUGCUGGGCCCGCUGCUGCUGACCCAGGCCGCCGAGCCGUACCUGCCGCGGGACCGCUCCGGCCGCAUCGUGAACCUGUCGUCCGUGUCGUCGUCGGCGGGCUUCAUCGAGCAGUCCGUCUACGGCGGCACCAAGGCCGCGCUCGAGGCCAUGACGCGCACCUGGGCCCGCGAGCUGAGCGAGCGCGCCACCGUCAACGCCGUCAACCCGGGCCCCGUGCUCGGCGAGAUGUACGCCAAGAACACGGACGAGUUCAAGCGCGAGAUCCGCGGCUGGAUCGAGCACGCGCCCCUCAUGCGCGCCCGCGAGGGUGUCGACGCCCCCGAGCUCGUCGAGGACGCAAAGACCAGCGGCGGCCGCCCCGGCUACGUCGACGAGGUCGCCGGCAUCGUGGCCAUGCUGUGCGGCCAGGACGCCGCCUGGUGUACGGGACAGGUCGUCUGUGCUAAUGGCGGCAUGAUUAUGCUCCAUUAG